AUGACAAUAGAAAGACAAUACAACGACAAUACAACGACAAUACAACGACAAUACAACGACAAUACAACGACAACGACAACGACAAGACAACGACAAUACAACGACAAUACAACGACAACGACAACGACAACGACAAUACAACGACAAUACAACGACAAUACAACGACAAGACAACGACAAUACAACGACAAUACAACGACAACGACAACGACAAUACAACGACCACGACAACGACCACGACAAUACAACGACAAUACAACGACAAGACAACGACAAGACAACGACAAUAGAAUGACAAUACAACGACAAUACAACGACGAUACAACGACAAUACAAAGACAAUGA
This is a messenger RNA of Paramuricea clavata, 345 nucleotides long. NCBI's taxonomy places the organism in Eukaryota, Metazoa, Cnidaria, Anthozoa, Malacalcyonacea, Plexauridae. The record is from the annotation of a GenBank genome assembly.